CCAAAAUCAAUCGGGUCCCACCCCUGAAACCCGAAUUAGAACCUAAAUAAACUUGGGGCGGAAAGGGCGCAAAGAGAAGUGGGGUGGGGGCUUCCGAAGACGGAGGAGAAAGCUGCCCUCCCGACGAUUUGUCACGGGAGGAAGAAGGGGGAAUCCGCUAGUCCAGGACGAAGCAUCAUUCAUCAAUCUCCUUCACCUCCCACUGCCCUGUCCUGCGGAAGUGCGUCUUCCGGCGACGAUCUGUUGGUAAUUAGCUGAUCUGAGGCGCACGCUGGGCGAUCUGGUGGUUGAUGGUGCGUCUGAGGGCGGAUGUUGGAUAGAUGCUCCUUUGCUGAUCCGUCUCUGCUUAUUUCGUUCACCUUCUCGCCCGCAUGGGGUAUAGGUUGUCUUGGAUGCUAUACCAAGCCUGCUCCAAUUAUUGCUGUGGAUGAGCCUUCAAAGGGUUUGAAAAUCCAAGGCCGAACAGUGAAAAAACCUAAUUUCUCUGAAGAAUUUUGGAGUACAAGCACAUAUGAGAUGGAAAAUAGUGGAGUUCAAUCACAAAAGAGCAUUUCUUCAAUUAGCACAUUGGUAAAUACCUUGGAUCACCAUGGUGGAAUAGGAAGCACAAGCAACCAUCCAGAAUUUGUGAACCAUGGUCUUCUUCUUUGGAAUCAAACCAGACAGAAAUGGGUUGGAAAUAAAAGGCCUGAGACCCAGUCACAGCAAGUUCGAGAACCAAGAUUGAGCUGCAAGAGUUUACCGGAUUACAAGAUCAUUUGGAUGGAAGCAAUCCAAUAUUGGAAUGACUUCUGACAGCUAGGAAGUAAGCUUGAAGUUGUGCGUCAUGCAACCGCAAGCACCACCAAUUUAUGGAGCCGCCCACUAAUACUCAUUAUGCGUCAAUGCUUCAUGAGCCUUCUCCCACGAGGACUAGUGUGAGGCGUCCACAGAGGCAGUCUUACCACCCCGCCCCCCGCCAUGAAUUUUCAAUUUGAGUUUCAAUUGAUUGCCACAUAAGAUUAAGAUGAAGAGUAUUAUAAGCCACAGCAGACGUUGGAUGUCACUAUUACAUGAAUUUUCAAUUUGAGUUGCGAUUGAUUGCCACAUAAGAUUAAGAUGAAGAGUAUUAUAAGCCACAGCAGACGUUGGAUGUCACUAUUACAUGAAUUUUCAAUUUGAGUUGCGAUUGAUUGCCACAUAAGAUUAAGAUGAAGAGUAUUAUAAGCCACAGCAGACGUUGGAUGUCACUAUUACAUGAAUUUUCAAUUUGAGUUGCGAUUGAUUGCCACAUAAGAUUAAGAUGAAGAGUAUUAUAAGCCACAGCAGACGUUGGAUGUCACUAUUACAUGAAUUUUCAAUUUGAGUUGCGAUUGAUUGCCACAUAAGAUUAAGAUGAAGAGUAUUAUAAGCCACAGCAGACGUUGGAUGUCACUAUUAUAUGCAGCAAUCUCAAGUAAUGGAGGAGCACAAGCGACAAUGACUCGAUAAUUAUCCGCAUCGUUCUCAUAUAGUGAAGAAGCGCAAGCGACAACAGUGGGUUGAUGAUUGACCUUCCGAAGGGGCAAAGGGCACAUCAAAUCAAUCAGCCAUCUCGCUCCAAAUGAAUAAGCCCCCACUUUGGCUAAAAAAUAUGAGAUUAGGUCAGUCAAAUUUCUUGGGCGAGCAAUCAUCUUCCACCAGUCCCAUGUACGAAUCGACGUCUUGCCCUGAAGAGGGUAUUUAUCAUCCCAAUGUACAUCUCUCAGUAACGCAUACAUACGCUGACCGAAUGGUUUUACUGCAGGCAGAAUUCUCUCGUUACGAUCCCAAUAUUACGACUAGGGAUCAUUCAUAUAUACUUUGACGUCUUCGCAGAUGAUUCGACGACACGGUGAUAUAUGUUCGGAUAAACCGAUUUCUUAUGCUCGGUGCAUGCGGGUGCCAUUACAGACAUAUCCAAUGGUUCCUACUUCCUCCUAUAGCCAAGCCAGCUUAGCAGCUCUGUUGAUCCCAAAAAUACUGUGCAGUACUUGCCAAGAACUUUUUUGUUUCUUAAGCCAACAUGCCAACGACUAGGCGAUUCUUUUUUUCCUAGAAAGAAAAUUAGCUAGCAAAAAACAUAAUCUGAAUCACCUGGCUGCAAGAGAAUUCUUCGCUACAUGAUCGAAGGUACUACACACGGAGAACCAAGUAGCAAGGUCAGGCAGUGAUUCCUAGUAUUCCAAAUCGUCAACAUGAAGACGAAACAAGGGGAGAUUUUUUCGGCGUGUAUAUAUAUAUAUAUAUAUAUAUAUAUAUAUACACACACACAGAGGAAG
Musa acuminata AAA Group (dessert banana) is the source of this 2279-nucleotide messenger RNA. RefSeq lists its product as uncharacterized. The record is from RefSeq and is a predicted model, not a curated record. The coding region runs from base 310 to 795 and encodes 161 amino acids. NCBI's taxonomy places the organism in Eukaryota, Viridiplantae, Streptophyta, Magnoliopsida, Zingiberales, Musaceae. The transcript is spliced from 5 exons.